Molecule: messenger RNA, 390 nt
Organism: Purpureocillium takamizusanense
Lineage: Eukaryota; Fungi; Ascomycota; Sordariomycetes; Hypocreales; Ophiocordycipitaceae
Exons: 1
Coding region: 1-390 (129 amino acids)
Source: RefSeq, a predicted model, not a curated record
AUGUCCCACCCCAACUCCAAAGCCACGCCCACUCCCAAACCCCUCCUCACCGCGACAUACUCCUCCCCCGCCAACGCGCCCUUUGCCCUCUCCAAGAGCAUCGUCGCCCCCGUCCCCGCUGGCCCCGACGCAACAGCAGCUGCAACAACAGCAACGACAACAACCGGCUCGUCUGCCGCCUCCGCCGCCGCCGUGGACGACAAGUCGCGCUACCUCGAGGCUCUGCGCCGGGCUGUCGCCGAGACGCAGGACCAGGUCAACAGGGAGCUGACGGCGCGCAUGGACGAGGACAACAGGAACAACAGCAACAACAAGGCUCGUGAGCUCGCUCUCGACGAGGCCAAGGAGGAGGAAAACUACGGCGAGGACGUCCAGGACGACGAGGAUUGA